This is a messenger RNA of Exophiala aquamarina CBS 119918, 1098 nucleotides long. RefSeq lists its product as uncharacterized. The record is from RefSeq and is a predicted model, not a curated record. The transcript has a single exon. NCBI's taxonomy places the organism in Eukaryota, Fungi, Ascomycota, Eurotiomycetes, Chaetothyriales, Herpotrichiellaceae. Bases 1 to 1098 code for a protein of 365 amino acids.
AUGGUUUGGCUUGCAAAUCUCGAGGGAUCAGGCCUCUUGUUCACCUACGCUCUCUUCGGUGUACAGCACGAUGAGCUCACAGAUGAAAAGAAGCAGACGGUCCUCAAGCUAUAUCACCUGUUGAACAGCUCUGCAGAUCGAGUAGACCAUCUCCAGGACGAAAGUCACGAGACACCUCGCAAAGGGCCACGAUCGACAACCUUUGUUGCCUAUUGGAAGGAUUGCCGCAGAUAUGACACAUGGAGACAGGAUGAUGCUUUUAGGAGCUUUUGGGACAACCUUUCCGAUGAUGCUGGUGUUUGGCGUGAGGUCAUGACGGUCCCCAAGUCGCGGUAUAUGUUCGCAGCCAACCAACUUGAAACUUCUGGGCUAGCCACCAUGCUUGGGCUCAAGGACAGCUCGGAUGAAGGCUACUGGGGCGUUUACAGGCAUCGAUUGCACGAUAAUCCAGAUGAGCACACCGAUCCUGCCGACUCCUUUACAACUUCACUGGUCACGACGACGAGAGCCAAACCCGACAUUGACAAGAAGGCCAUCAACCUCGAGAGCUCCUUCACAAAUGAGAUCAAACUGGGCCGAGUUAAGCUGACAAAGAUUCCCGACAACCUAUGCUUCUGUCGCGAAGGACAAAGACGACCGGACUUCGACAAAGAGGAACUUGAAUCAUGGUUGGAGGUUCUCGGGCCGUACGCAAAAUCCUGGAUGAACCACCUCAACACGGCCAGAAACCGGAAUGGGGUUGUUUCAUUUACGAUGCAUGUGGGGCACGAGAAUGCGGACCCUUCUCAGGUGAAAGAGAUCGAUCCAUCGCAAGAUCUGAGCUUUCCCACCGAAGCGACUGCCGAAGCGAACCAAUUAAUGUACUUUCUCGACCUGGCACAUUUCGAACAGGCGGGCCGGUCGUUCAAGGACCAUGUUAAGCUGCGUCAGAAGACCUUUGAGCUAUACGGCAAGGACGGGAAGCACAGCAAUGGGAAACUUUCACUGUUUGUCGAACUAUGCGUCCUGAAGUCAGGAGACCUGGAUGCUGAAUACGUCGGUUGCAAAGAAGGCACUGGGCUGAUGUUCCUGGAGGAUCUGUCAAGUUCAAAGUUAUAA